Aphanomyces invadans is the source of this 823-nucleotide messenger RNA. RefSeq lists its product as hypothetical. The transcript is spliced from 4 exons. The coding region runs from base 6 to 695 and encodes 229 amino acids. Gene Ontology annotation, cellular component: nucleolus; nuclear exosome (RNase complex); cytoplasmic exosome (RNase complex). NCBI's taxonomy places the organism in Eukaryota, Oomycota, Saprolegniomycetes, Saprolegniales, Verrucalvaceae. Gene Ontology annotation, biological process: rRNA catabolic process; nuclear mRNA surveillance; U4 snRNA 3'-end processing. The record is from RefSeq and is a predicted model, not a curated record.
AUUCCAUGGCGCCAGCCAAGCAGGAAGAUCGGCGCGACGAUGGCCGCCUCGUGCAGGAGAUUCGUCCGCUAUCGUGCGAGCAAGGCCUUCUCAACCGAGCUGAUGGAUCUGCGCGAUUUUGCCAUGGAUCCACGUCCGUCCUCGCCUCUGUGAACGGCCCUGCCGCAGCCAAGAUUCGCCGACACGAGAAAGUUGACGCCGCCACCGUUGAGGUCGUGUUCAAAUCAGACAAAGGCGCACCAACGGCACGGGACAAAGAGUACGAAGCCAUCCUGAAGCAGACGUUUGACCCCAUCGUGUACGUGGAGAACUACCCUCGUGCCGUCAUCAGCAUCACCGUUCAAGUUGUGGAAGACGACGGGUCCCUCUUGGCCGUGGCUAUCAACGCCGUCAAUUUGGCCCUCCUCGACGCAGGCAUUCCCAUGCGUUCGCUGGUUGGCGCAAUCACGUGCUCGAUUCUGGACGACGGACAGUUGUGUUUGGACCCAUCCUUGACCGAAGGCGACGCUGCCACCGCGUCUGUUACGGCAGCGUAUGCCGGGAAGAACGACGGGAUCCUGACGUCUAUCACCACAGGUCUGGUGAACGAGUCGCAGUACUUUGCUGCGUCGGAGAUCUGCCGAAGGGCCAUUGACAGCGUUCUUUCGUUUGUCCGCAUUGCACAGGAGUCCAAGUUCCAAAAGAACGCAGCAUGAGCGCGAUACAUUGCGCUACCAAGCCACAUUGCAUCGAGUUAGCUCCAAUAUCUAUCGCACUCGUCGUAUGACUUCCCUCGCGUUUGAGCCGAUUCUCUUUCCGAACAAAGAUUCGCUCGUCUCCGUCC